This is a messenger RNA of Owenia fusiformis, 4146 nucleotides long. The record is from the annotation of a GenBank genome assembly. NCBI's taxonomy places the organism in Eukaryota, Metazoa, Annelida, Polychaeta, Sabellida, Oweniidae.
UCAACAUCCGGGAACUUGUUGCCAAGAAACACAAUAUCUGAAUUUCUCUAAAAAAUUAUGAAUAAAAUGCGUUCACACACCGUUUGAGAUUAAUAUAUCACCAGAUCACCACUUACAAGGAUGACAACUCUAACAUCCCCUGAUGGGGAGACUGCUACAAUCAAUGCACGUCGUACAGAAUCUCUUGAUGCACCAAAUAUCUUGAAGUUGGUUCAGCCAUCUACUGAACAACUGUUUGGCAGAGUUAAUGUUGUUAAUCUUAUAGAAAAGGCAGUUCUUGCAGUAACACUUAGCAACGAGGAUGAUGAGUUACUGGCUCAUGCAGCAUUUUUCGACUACCCGAAUGUACCAGGUGUCGAUCAAGCAGACUGGCAGGCCUGGAUUAACAAGUACUACAACUGUGAUUUAAGCACACCUCUCAAUACUUUAUUUAUGCACUACUUCGUGGCAAAACCUGAGUAUGCACGAGGGGCAGCUAAAGAGAUUAUACGGACCAUGUAUAAUGCAGUACCAGAUUUGCACUAUUGUUAUUUGGUUGUUCCUCAAGGAGUUUACCCUGAUAAAAACAUUUCUGAUUACUUCGUACCCAUUACCCCUAUUGAUGGAGAACUGUCAGCUAAUGGCUUCUAUGUGACUGCAUGCAAUAGAUCAGAGCACGCUGCUUCGCUAUUUGUCCGCACGGCUAAAGUUGAAGAUCAUGAUGACCUGACACCUAUCUUUAAUCGCCAGAGCAACAUGCUCCAGCGCACAUAUGGGGACUUCUUUCUUGCGGAAUUAAUAGAGGCCCAGAAUGAACACAUGCAAUGUAUUGUGGCAGAGGUUGAAGGGACUGCUGUUGGGUUUAUGAGUGCUUGUGAUGAUGUCAGCUUAGAUCUGCUAAAUCAGUGCUUUGAACUCGGUCCAUUCCAUGGCCUGCAUAAGCCUCAUGAGAAUGAUAUCCUUGAACCUGGCAAGUCAUCUCGAGUCAGUCCAGCACCCAAGGAGAAAGAAGAGUCUCGACCUGCUAGUGUGACAUCACAGCACUCUGUGACAUCACAGAAUGGAAACACAGAUGCCCAGCAGGUUGAUAAACCAGACUCUCAACCAGCUGAAGAAGGGACAAAGGUGAAACCUGCACUGGGAGAUGCAACCAACAUGGGACAGAGCACAAGUUCUUUACUCAGUGAGUCAAGUGUAGCUGAAAGUAUCAAAUCUGCAGCUGAAAGCUACCACUCUGUGGUCACAUCUAAGUCAGCACAGAGCCAGCAUUCUAGGACAUCUUUAACAGGUUCAGGCAGACAACGUACCCCACUGAAGGCAGCGCCCCCUAAACGCUUUGUACCAACAUAUUGCGGCCCCAGCAACAGCUUCUGUAUUCAGUUAUUCUGUAUUGACGAAAGAUAUGAAAUGAGGUCACAAGAUUUCCUUGGCAAGUUGUUUGAGUUAUUUCCAGAGAGGGAUUUUGCAGUAAUAACAGUGCCACAUCUAGUGCCUGAGUUCCCUUUGCUACAGGGAUUUGUUAGAGUAACCCCACGCUGUCCCAGUACUUUGGCGCAGGAGCUCUAUGUAUUCCACAGAUCUGGAUUGCUCAAGUCUUUUGUGGUUCGUCCUGCUUGCAAGAAAGAUGAUGACCAAGUGGAGAAAUUGGUGUCAACUCUAGAUCUCCACGGCAACCUAUUAGCAGACCUGACACAGUUCAACCGUGCUAGACGCGACCAGGAUGGCACGGAGAUCAAUGCAUUCGUGGCAGAGGUGUUGGAUCAAAUAGUUGGAGUGGCCAUAGUAAGACGUGAAGAAGACAUUGAGUAUAUACGAUCACAUUACAACAUAGAGGAUUUCAUAUAUUUCAAUCACCAUAGAAGGGAUGAACACGGCCACUUGCAUCAUUUUGCUUUGAAUCCUGUCUUCAAACACUACAGCAAACAUUUCCUUAAGGAAAUCCUGCGCCAGGCCCACAAAACAUGUCUUUACUACCCCCUUUACCCAUCAUAUGUGGAGAAAGAGGUUGUCAAUCAGCACUCCCUGGUGUCAGCCCUUCAUGAUAUGGUUCCCGUAAGAUCAAGACGGCAAAUUACCUAUCCCAGGGAUAUUCUUGGCAUGCCCCACAACCUCCCAUCAGACAGAGUUCUGGAAAAGCAGCAGAGUUAUGCCUUGAACCAUAUUAAUAGAAAGCUAACACUUGAGCCUAAAGUCACAGUGAAUGCACGAAUUGUCGUCGUUGGGGCUUCAGAUGUGGGAAUUAGCUUCUUGGAGACAUUUGCAUUCUGUCCACAUUUACGUUUCAACAACCUCACAAUGAUCUCUCCCCAUGGUCUGCCAGGAGAGCUGCCCCCUGAUACUCUGAGGGACAAUAUGCUGGGCUCCAGUGAGUGCUACACAGAGGAGGAUUACGCUACCAUGUCCCUUAGGACCUGGGUCAAUGUGGUUUAUGGGAAAAUGACAUUCAUUGACAGAAAUAAAAAGUUUGUGGUUGUGAAUGGUGACACUAUUGUGCCAUAUGAACACUUGGUUUUGUGUACGGGGUCACAAUACCAGUUCCCUGCUCCAACAGAAGCUGACAUCAGCAAACUCGCCACAACAAGUGAAGCACCCCACAGGCCUGAUAGGCGAUACAAGGGUGUCCCACCCAAGAACCUGUACAUCGUAAAUGAUGCCUAUGAUUCAGCUGUUGUGUUAUAUGAAGUGGAAAACAAUCUCUUGAACACUGAAGGCAAAGCUCUAGUGUACGGCAACUCUUUAGAUGCUUAUUGCUGUGUCCAGACCUUACUUACAAUGGGUGUCCCUGGUGAACGCAUCAUCCUUGUAGAACCACCCUUGAACUACCAGACCAGAUGCUUUAACAACAUAACCAUCGAAGACACUAUCUUUAAAGCAAUGAAAGAUUGCGGCAUACAAAUAUUCUCAGAUUUCACGCUAGCACAAUGGAAUGAUGGGAAGGGUGGGGAGGAAAUUUAUGCUGCUUCGUUUACAUCAAGUACAAAACCAAUGCGUUUAGAAUGUUCAGCUGUGUUUGCAUUCUAUCAGAAACAAGUUGAUGUUGAUGCCUUUAAAGCUAUCAAUGAUGCUUGUUUGGUGUAUGAUGGGAGGUUGGUGAUUGAUGCAGAGUUCCAUACCAAUGAUCCAUCCAUUCGAGGAGCUGGGUCCCUUACAAAGUUCCAGAGAUCCUACCACGCAGAUCAGUGGACCCAUACUAACUUUAAUUCUAAGGAGGUUGGAAUCCAGUUGGCGAUGGCGAUGUUACGUUUGUUUGACCCCACCCUAGAGCCACAGCCUGAGGUCCCCCAGGACAUCUUGAAACUUAUACCCAUGUACAGAGCUGCCAAGGUCACCUCAGCAGUGCUACCAGGGGGUUACAAUUACCUGCACGUAGGCAAACCUGGGUUGAAUACGCCUCUGGAUGCUCUCAUGGCACAGAAUGAUUAUGGCCGUGAAUUGAUCACAGGGACACCUGGUGGCAGCCCUGAGUACUUCAGGCUACAUGUUAACCAAUACAAAAUGGUGGAAACCAUCACAUGUUUAUCAAAAAAAGUUCUCAACAAUGGUAAUAUGAUGUGUCUAUACAAUGUGCAUGAGAGAUACCUGAACAAUCUUCUCUCAAGGUUCGAUGAAGGUCUUAUUAAAGAUCUAUACAGUUACUUCAAAGAGGCGUGGUGUCUGGCUAUAUUCCAUGAUAGAUUCCCCGACUUCAAGGAAGAAGUUCGAGAACUGCUCAUCACAAAGCCAUCUCCUGAUGUUGAAGCUUUAGAGGAGAAGGUGAGACAGAUGAUAGAAGAUGACCUAACCAUUAGUAAAUCACAGAGAAAGCAACUUGACAAAGACUAUUUGGAGGGUGGAGCUAAGCGUGCAGUUGACACCCGCCUUCUCAGUUUCCUUACAUACAAUUACUACCAUCUACCUAUGUAUGCGAAGCCUGGUAUGCUAUAGAAACAAUAUGCAGAGACUAUUUUUCCGAGUUUCUAAACAUACAUGUUAUAUCACCUACAAGUGUAUGCAAAGAUGGAAUGCUACAGAAUCAUUCCUACAGACUUUUUUGAUUCUUUCCUCAGUCAGGUUUGCUCUAAGGGGGGGGGGGGGCUGUACUGCGGCCAUAGCUUCACAAAAUCGAUACAAAAAUCGACAUCCUACUGAUUUAUCAAUAUAUUUUAUGCUGUAUAUUUCUCUUGAUUU